CUUCCAGUGGGGAAGACCUCGUUGAUAACCAGGUUCAUGUACGACAGUUUUGACAACACCUACCAGGCGACAAUUGGCAUCGACUUCCUAUCAAAAACCAUGUACUUGGAGGACCGCACAAUCAGGCUGCAGCUGUGGGAUACGGCGGGUCAGGAACGUUUCCGUAGCCUCAUUCCCAGUUACAUCCGUGACUCGGCCGCCGCUGUAGUAGUUUACGAUAUCACAAAUGUCAACUCGUUCCAGCAAACCACAAAAUGGAUCGACGACGUCAGAACGGAAAGAGGAAGUGACGUCAUCAUCAUGCUAGUAGGAAACAAGACAGACCUCGCCGAUAAGAGGCAGGUGUCUAUCGAAGAAGGGGAGAGGAAAGCCAAAGAGCUGAACGUCAUGUUUAUUGAAACCAGCGCCAAGGCAGGGUACAAUGUAAAACAGCUUUUCCGACGUGUGGCCGCCGCCUUGCCCGGAAUGGAAAGCACGCAGGACAAAAGCAGAGAAGACAUGAUCGACAUCAAGCUGGAAAAGCCGCAAGAGCCGCCAGUCAGCGAAGGGGGUUGCUCGUGCUAAUGGGGCGUGGUCUUCUCUUCCCCCUUCCUCCAGACCAUCUCUGCUUCCUCCUCCUCCUCCCCUCCCCCCCUCCCCUUGACAGCCGUGUGACUCUUGGCGUGCUCCUUCCCUGCCCCCCCCCUCGUCCCCUCCACCCCAUCGGUAACAUAGUGCGGUUCAUUAUUUGCUGCCUGUAUCGUGAAGAUUAUCCGUUAGCUUCACAAGCACAAAAAAGAGAGAGAGAAGUCAGUGUCUUCGUUAUUUAUAAGGAAAACACACACACACACACAGAGCCAAACUCAUCCUAGCGUAUUCUAGUAACCUUUUUUAAAAAGGUUCAAAUUUGGUCGAAUCUCUGUCCCUUUUUUUUUUUUGAAAGCGACGGCAUUGCACUUUCCCUAAAACCUAUGGAAAUAGCUACGUUUUGGAUGUGGCGAACUGAGGGCAUGCAGGGUAAUACUUUUAACUGGAAAAAAUAGCCAGCGCUGAAGACCAUGCUGAAGGUCGAGGCUGGUCCUUCUUCGAAACCAAAAAAGACCCCCCCCUCUGCCUUUGAAGCCAAAAUCCCUCUGACCCUUUUUUUCUAAACAGUAGCCUUUUCAACACAGCGGGCCUGGCUAUUGCGUUUUAAAUUUUUGUGUGUGUGUGUUCAUUUCCGUUUCUCGGUGUCGGAAGAAGCCGACUUCCGACACCUGCUUUCGAGAUGCGUUAGCCGGGGAGGCGAAGGAGUCGUGUCACGCAGGCAAAUUUCAGAAGGCUCAGCUGGCUUUCUUCUCUUCUCCUGCAAAAUGAGCAAAUUUAAUUUUCGUAGCGUGUCUUUCGACUGUUGCAUUGGGGGAGGAACUUCUUUAGAAACUGGGAGCGGGGAAAGGCAAGGAGGGAGUAUUUAAAGCGACGCAGGUUCUAGCAUUAAAGACAGUUUGGCUGAGCCGGCCGGUGUCUCCCAGAAAUAAAAUGGCGUCCAAGGUACCUGGGCGCAGUGUGAAGUUAAAAUGUGAGGAGGAGGAGGAAGAAAAAGGAGAGACUGUUCCUUAGUAGGUUUGAGCUAAACAGAACUUGGGGGCAUUUACUUGUUUUAAAAAAAGUAGAAUUUAAAGGGCCCCUGGCUUGAGGGAAGGGAGCAUUAAACGCAGGCAACAUUGCAGUUAUGCAGACUUUUUUGCCUUUCUUUUCAGAAUUUUUUUUCUUUUUUUUUAAUGUAGCGUCUUUUGAGUCUGAUUCCGCCUAGUUUGGUUAAGUUAACCGGUCGUCUAGUAGUAUGUUUUAACCGAACGACACCCUCUAACUGCGGUUUUCUUUUCGAUAUUUAUUUCCCUGCUUUAAUUUUUUUUUUAAAUUUCAUCGUUGAGGAAUUUGUUCCAUUAGAACUUUUGCUGACCCGUCACACACGACGUAGCUGCCAGUGAAAACGCUUUUGAGACACGCACGCACUCGCCCGUCACACCCUAGAAGUGCACUCUGAAAUCUGUACUGGUCCUUGUGAAAUUGUUGUGUGAGUUAACAAAAACACGAUUUGUAAAUACAUUGUUUGCAGGGAAAGGUACACGAGGGCGUGGUGGGGGUCAGAUCCAGGAAAGGUGUUGCGUCUCUUGGUGACCAAGUGUGUGUGUGUGAGGAGGGGGGGGGGAUUAGAUUCUUCUCCUUUGAAUCCCCUCCACCUUAGGGCAGAGACGCCCCUCCCCCAAGUACCCGUCGCUUCAGAUGUACAUUUUCCGGCGUUGUGGAAAUGGAAUGGCAACACGCAUCACUUUAACCUGAGUUUUCCAAUAACUGUGCAUAUACCAGUAAUGUCAUGUUAAGGGGCAGAAGAAGACAUUUUAAAACAAAAUGCUUUAUAAUGCAAUAUUAAUGAGGUGACCUUUUUAAUUUUUGUUUUCCUUUUGAAGUAGCGCGUCCGGAAAGACGCCAUUUAAAUAUGGCGGCCGAGCGAUAUUCUUUCCCUGAAAAGAUAUCAAAAUGGCGACCCGGCUACUUCCCCUUUCCCUGUAUCGUUGUAUCCUUAAAUGUGCAAAAGAAAAGACGAGAAAAAAAAAAAGAUCCAUCCUGCUGCUUUUUAAUAUUGAGUUUUCCGUGGCUUGGGUUCUUAAAAGGAAUGAAAAUGUGUACACGGGUUGGAUUUUUUUAAACAUGCACAGAAUUUUUUGCUUCCAAUAAAGUAUCUAAUCAAAACACUAAAA
This is a messenger RNA of Heteronotia binoei (common prickly gecko), 2720 nucleotides long. RefSeq names its product ras-related protein Rab-6A. The transcript is spliced from 7 exons. The record is from RefSeq and is a predicted model, not a curated record. The annotation marks the transcript as partial. NCBI's taxonomy places the organism in Eukaryota, Metazoa, Chordata, Lepidosauria, Squamata, Gekkonidae. Gene Ontology annotation, molecular function: GTPase activity; GTP binding.